AUCUCAUCGUUUAUUCUGAUCCGUCGGUCUCGCUACUUCAUUGAUUAAGAUCGCUAUUCCAUCAUCAUCUUCUCCGUCUCUCUAACUUAGACCGCCGUCAAAAAUACCACAAGAAAUGACAGCUACGCCACCCCCAUUUCCAUCCCCGCCGCCCACCAAUCCCAAUUCCGCGGGAAUGGUCAUCCUCGCUACCUCCAGCGUCAUCCUCCUCCUCCUAACCCCCCUAACCUACCUCCCCCAAUACCACCGCAUCCUCUCCACCCGCUGCAGCACCGGCCUCUCCCUCCCCUACCUCCUCUGCCCCAGCAUCGCCGCCACCUCCCACCUCACCGCUAUCCUCUCCCUCUCCUUCAACGGCCUCGCGGGGGACCCUGACGCGCACACCUCUCUGCCCCUCCUCUCCUACCUCAACAUCGCCCAGUUCGCUAUUGAAUGGACAUGCUCCUCCGCACUGUGAGUCCCCACAUUUCUACAAAUUUUCCACGCGACAGAGACCGCCCAUGCGUCCGUGCACACUCGAUUUACCACUGCGUGGGGUGGGUGCCUCAAGGGGAGCUUUCCAAACGUCAAACUCCAAUGCCAGGAUUGAU
Molecule: messenger RNA, 590 nt
Organism: Mytilinidion resinicola
Lineage: Eukaryota; Fungi; Ascomycota; Dothideomycetes; Mytilinidiales; Mytilinidiaceae
Exons: 2
Coding region: 116-457 (113 amino acids)
Source: RefSeq, a predicted model, not a curated record